CUCAGAGCUGAGUGUUAACCAGACUCCCUCUGAAAAUAACCCUGUACCUAUAUGUACGGUGGUGCGGCCUCGCGCUGUCUCGAGGUGUAAAACCCGCAGACGAGGGCCGCAACCAGUAUGUCGAAACCGCGGCAUCCCCUUGACCGCUACAGAGCUGAGUGUUAACCAGACUCCCUCUGAAAAUAAUAAAAGGGAAGUACUCAGAAUAGGGUUCAUGAACAUAAGGUCGCUUUCAUCGAAGGCGCUCUUGGUCCAUGAUCUAAUUAUUGAUAAAAAGAUCGACAUACUGGGGCUUUGUGAAACCUGGUUAAAACCAGAUGAGUUUCUAGCCCUAAACGAAGCUACUCCACCCCAUUACGUUAGCACACAAGUAUCUAGAGAAGUUAAGAAAGGUGGUGGAGUAGCCCUGAUAUCUAAUUCUAAGCUUAAUUUAAAGCCAAAGAAUAGAUAUAUUUUCAGAUCCUUUGAGGUGCUAGCGCUCUGCACCUCAGCUCCUCGAGAAGCAAAACGAGUUCCAGACUCUUUUGUUUUAGCUGUAGUAUACCGUCCCCCAGGACCGUAUUCAGUUUUUCUGGAUGAGUUUUCUGACUUUGCAGCUGACUUGGUUACAUAUUCAGACAAUAUUUUGCUUAUUGGGGAUUUCAACAUUCACGUGAAUAACCCGUCUGAUGCCCUCACAAGGGCUUUUCUGUCCACUACAGAUACGCUUGGCUUCAAACAGCUCGUCCAGCAUCCAACCCACAUCGGUGGAAACACGCUGGAUCUCGUUCUGACCCGCGGUGUUGACAUUUCACAGCUAGUGGUCUCUUCCUACACCUCAGCUUCUGUGCAAGUGAACCUGAAGCCCAAGAUGGUCAGCAUGGGGACACAAACUUUCACCCCCCUCACUAGUAGGGUUGAGCACCGAAACGGUUCCGAUGUAAACGGUUGCAACGAGAUCGAAUAA
Messenger RNA from Gadus macrocephalus (Pacific cod), 946 nucleotides. RefSeq lists its product as uncharacterized. Gene Ontology annotation, molecular function: catalytic activity. The transcript is spliced from 2 exons. The coding region runs from base 215 to 946 and encodes 243 amino acids. The record is from RefSeq and is a predicted model, not a curated record. NCBI's taxonomy places the organism in Eukaryota, Metazoa, Chordata, Actinopteri, Gadiformes, Gadidae.